Molecule: messenger RNA, 522 nt
Organism: Drechmeria coniospora
Lineage: Eukaryota; Fungi; Ascomycota; Sordariomycetes; Hypocreales; Ophiocordycipitaceae
Exons: 3
Coding region: 1-522 (173 amino acids)
Source: RefSeq, a predicted model, not a curated record
AUGAGCAGCGGGAUGCUUUUCCGUCCAACCGCGUGGCGUACCGCUACCCGUCUCGUUGCUGUCGGUGUCGGCGUCGGCGUCGGCCAAGGCACAUGCUUCGGUGCCGGAAUCACGUCUCCCAUUCGACUGGAUGCGUACCAAUCGCCCCGUCGCCCACAUUCAUGGCAUCAACAAAUCGAUGCCAAACCUUCACAGCAACGGAUAAAGCAGGUUUCUAGUGGUAGCCUCGCCGGUACCGUCUCUGUGAAUCGCGCUCAUGCGUCGUCCACGCAUCGUCCAGGUCUUGUCGCUGCUGUUGUCGCCACCCUUUUCUCCCGAACCCUCCUCGUGGUCGGGGGCAUGUUUGUCGUCAUCGCGUCUCAGCUGGCCUCGCGCCGGGGGUUGGAAUCGCUACGUCUCCUUGGUCUGAACCCGAUGCAAUGGCCUGGAGUGCCGUCCUUGGCUACCAUUGGCGCCGAAUACCCGUGGUUUGCAUCCUCGUUUGUCUUUACAUUCAUCCUAGCUGCCUUUGUACAGCUGUAA